Messenger RNA from Uloborus diversus, 1077 nucleotides. RefSeq lists its product as uncharacterized. The coding region runs from base 1 to 1077 and encodes 358 amino acids. NCBI's taxonomy places the organism in Eukaryota, Metazoa, Arthropoda, Arachnida, Araneae, Uloboridae. The record is from RefSeq and is a predicted model, not a curated record. The transcript is spliced from 6 exons.
AUGAAGAUAAAGGAUGAAAUACGAGCAAAUGCAACUGAACCGGUGCCAAGGAUAUUCAAGAAAUGUUUGUCUGAAAUUGCCGUUGAUAUUGAAACAGCAAGUGCUAUUCCACCAUUCCAACAAAUUAAAACUGAAUUAUAUAAAGUGUUUUGUUCUGAAGAGGAUUUGGAAAAACUUUGCCAAAGUGAUAGCAUUCACAUGGAUGGUACAUUUAAAAUCGUACCAAAAUUGUUCUCGCAAUUAUAUACCAUCCACGGAUCAUACUUAAGAAAGAUUUUUCCCUUAGCGUUUUGCUUGAUCGGGAGCAAAUCCAAAGAAACAUAUAUUGAGUUAUUCUCGGCGAUAAAAGAACAUGCACGUUCCCAUGGUCUGAUAUUUCAUCCGAAGUUCGUCAUGAUGGACUUCGAGACGGCCUGCAUAGCUGCACUGGAAGAAGUAUUUAAAGGUGUUGUCGUGAAAGGCUGUUUCUUUCAUUUCAGCCAAUGUAUAUGGAAGCAGGUUCAGAGACUUGGUCUAGUCACUGAGUAUGCUGGAAAUAAAGAAGUAAGGAAUUUCUUCAGAAAAAUGGCUGCUCUGGCUCUAGUUCCACCAACUCUGGUACCUGAGGCCUUCCUCAUUAUACAAGAAAAUCAGCCAAGUACAGGAGAAGAAGACACUUUUAUAUCCUACAUGGCAGAAACUUGGCUCGAUGAGCAAGAUGCCAAAUUUCCGAUCUCUAUAUGGAAUCAUUUCGAUACCAAUGGUGCUCGAACUAACAACGUAGUCGAAGGCUGGCACAGCAGCUUAAACAACAAAGCAUCAAUAAGACACUUAGAUUUGUUUUCAAUGAUAAAAUUGUUACAAGAGGAAGAAGCAGCAAAUCAAGCCGUAGUUUUCCAACUGGACGGGGGACAAGAGAAAAUCCAACGAGUGAAAACUUCAUCUUUCACUUCUGAUAAAGAUUACACAAUGAGCCAAUCAAACGUUUCCGCAGAAACUAAUUUAAAGCUGGAGCGAAACGGAUUUAAUCAGUUCAUAUGUAUGGCGAUUGAAGUUGGAAUCAAUAUCGAUCUGAUACAUUUUGAGAAAUUCAAGUAG